Epinephelus fuscoguttatus (brown-marbled grouper) is the source of this 9154-nucleotide messenger RNA. RefSeq names its product transcription factor 4-like. Lineage: Eukaryota; Metazoa; Chordata; Actinopteri; Perciformes; Serranidae. Gene Ontology annotation, molecular function: RNA polymerase II cis-regulatory region sequence-specific DNA binding; DNA-binding transcription factor activity, RNA polymerase II-specific; protein dimerization activity. Gene Ontology annotation, cellular component: transcription regulator complex. Gene Ontology annotation, biological process: regulation of transcription by RNA polymerase II. The coding region runs from base 742 to 2862 and encodes 706 amino acids. The record is from RefSeq and is a predicted model, not a curated record. The transcript is spliced from 20 exons.
CGGCGCGGUGGUGUUGGACGAGAACGUAAGCUAGGUGGCCGCACGAACACAUUUAUUACACCGAGGCUGUGCCAGACGCACAUGGGAUCCGUCCUGCGUACCCGGGGAUCUUCAGCACCCGCAGCCGAGCGGAGGGGACCCUCAGCCCGGUCAGGAGCAGCGCGCACCCCGCCUGGACUCUUCCUCUGACACACAACACAAACAACACAAACAGAAACAACCCACUGACACAUUUGUGAGAUGAUCUUUUUCCUCCCCGGGAGGCUCGCGGAGACACAGCGUGUUAUUUAUUUAUAUCGUGUGUGAGCCUGACAGUCAGCCGCGGCGGACAAACUGCGUCUUAACGCGGAGAGCUCGGACUUGUUCGGCUGGAGAAAACGCACCAAAAACACACGCGUUUAAAAAACACUCCCGUCCUGUCGCACCCCCCUCUCUCUUUCUUUUCUUUUAUUUCCUGUCAGUUUUUUUCUCUCUUGCGAUUUAUUUCGUUGCUGCCAAAACCAGGAACCCGACGGGACUGAGCCCCUGCGCCGAGGAUGAAAGAAAACUAGAAUUGUGAUCGAGGCUUGUGAGGUUGUUUUACUGGAUUUAUUUCGCUGUGGAGGAAAAAAGAGACCCGGGAGCGGAGCGGUGCGCAAAACGCAAAGCCGAGGUCUUCCUCUCCUCUCCCUCCCUCUAUCUCUCCAUCUAUCAAUCUGUCUACCUGUCCUCUCCUAUCGAUCUAUCUCUUCAUUUGUUUCCAUGUUUUUAGGUCCGUGCGAUUUUGCUAAAAUGCAUCAUCAACAGCGGAUGGCAGCUUUGGGAACAGACAAGGAACUGAGUGACUUGCUGGAUUUCAGCGCGAUGCGAAACAGCGAUUUGAAAAUGUUCCCAACAUCCAUGAUGUUUUCCCCUCCUGUUAGCAGUGGAAAGAACGGGCCGACCUCCCUGGGGAGCGGACAUUUCUCCGGCUCAAAUAUGGAGGAGAGAACGGGCGCAGGGUCAUGGGCGAGUGGAAGUCGUUCUUCCAAGAGUUAUGCAGAUGGGUCACAGUACAUGGCGUCACAUGACAGCCUCUCACCUCCGUACACCAACUCCAGCAGGCUAACAGGUAAAACAGAGAGGAGUUCGUACUCGUACACCAGAGAGUCCAACCCACACUGCCACCAGUCAAUACUGGGUGGCGAGAUGGGUUUGGGGAGUCCCGGCGCAGCAUCACCCACCAAGCCAGCCGGUCAGUACUACCAGCACUACAGCUCCAACCCGCGGAGGAGAACGCUGCCUAUGGACGCCAUGGAGGUUCACACAAAAAAAGUGCGGAAGGUCCCUCCCGGCUUGCCGUCCUCAGUGUACGCUCCGUCUGCCAGUACAGCAGACUACAACAGGGACUCACCGGGUUAUCCCUCCUCCAAACCUCCUAGCGCUGGCUUCCCAAGCUCAUUCUUCAUGCCAGACGGUCACCACAGUGGCGAUCCCUGGAGCAGCAGUAGUAGCAGUAUGAGCCAACAGGGUUACCACGGCAGCAUGCUGGGGGGCGGGAACUCAGCCCAUGGCCCCGCCCAGAGCUCCUCCUACUGCGGGAUUCACCCUCACGACAGAUUGAGCUACCCGUCUCACUCGUCUGCAGAUAUCAGCUCCAGCCUUCCUCCUAUGUCCAGCUUCCACCGAGGGGGAGGGAGCGGGGGAGGUGGCAAUCACUACAGCACCGCCUCUUGCACCGCCUCAACCAACGGCACAGACAGCAUCAUGGCUAACCGAGCGCAGAGCUCAGCAGCCAGCGGCUCUCAGACGGGAGACGCCUUAGGGAAAGCACUCGCAUCCAUCUACUCUCCAGAUCACACGAACAACAGCUUUUCGUCCAAUCCCUCCACCCCAGUUGGUUCCCCGCCCUCCCUCACAGCUGCCAGUUCAGCUGUCUGGUCCAGGAAUGGUGGACAGGGAGCUUCAUCGCCAAACUAUGAGGCGGCUCCAUUACACUCUCUGCAAAGUCGUAUCGAGGACCGUCUGGAGCGUUUGGACGAUGCCAUCCAUGUACUGCGGAGCCACGCGGUGGGACCGUCGACGGGUAUGGCCAGCGGGCACGGUGACAUGCACAACCUCAUCGGGGCCGCACAUACGCACAAUGGCGCCAUGGGCGCUCUGAGCAGCGGGUACGGGACGGGACUGCUGUCAGCCAACAGACACUCCCUCAUGGUGGGCUCGCACAGAGAAGACGGCAGCGGCGUGGGCGGUUUGCGCGGUGGACACUCGAUGGCGGGUCAGGUGCCAGGGCCUCAGCUGCCCGUUCAAUCGGCCACCUCGCCGGACCUCAACCAGCCCGACCCAUACCGCGCAGCUCUGUCCGGAGGCCUCCAGGGCCAGAGCACCUCCUCCGUCAGCUCUGAGAUCAAGUCUGAGGACGAGGGGGACGAGAACCUCCUGCAGGACACGAAAUCCCUGGAUCCGAAGAAGGAGGACGUAGACAGCAAGGACCUUAAAUCAAUUGAGAGGUUAAGAUCUAGCAACAAUGACGAUGAGGACCUAUCUCCGGAGCAGAAGAUGGAGAGAGAGAGGGAACGGAGGAUGGCCAACAAUGCGCGGGAGCGUCUGCGCGUCCGCGACAUCAACGAAGCGUUCAAGGAGCUGGGCAGGAUGGUGCAGCUGCACCUGAAGAGCGACAAACCUCAGACCAAGUUACUGAUCCUGCAUCAGGCCGUGGCCGUCAUCCUCAGUCUGGAGCAACAAGUCCGAGAGCGAAACCUGAACCCCAAGGCGGCCUGUCUGAAGCGUCGCGAGGAGGAGAAGGUCACCGUGUCAUCGGACGGGGCUCCCCUCUCACUGGCCGCCGCACACCACGCCGCCGCCGCCAUGGGCGACGGGUCGAACCCCUUGGGACAAAUGUAAAACGCAGCAACAUCUCCUCCCCCCUGAUGGUCCAAGGUGCCAGAGUUCAUCAAGAUGAUGAGUGACCACUUCCUCUGACGGCGUUUCCAUGACAACCCAGCAAUCGAUCAACCCUGUCGUUGCUUCAGCCUGACCAAUCAGAUUCUCUGGAUCUUCGGCCCGACCAAUCAGAUCGGCCUCUUUCUCUCCUCUCGUCUGUCUCUGAUCCUCCUCUUCACCUUCGUCUCCUUCUUCUGUCGAGAACACGAACUGCAGAGUCACAUUAGUCGCUUUUGUCACUUUGCAUCUCCAGCCGAAGUGAACUGGAUGCUACUUUGUGGAGACGUUAAAUGGCCGCUGUAACAUGGCUGCUACAAAGUGGCAGUUUGUGGGAGCUUUUGACACAAAGUGACAGCAAUGGACAAAAGUCUUUGGAAUCACAUCAUCCAAGAAAUUCUUCUUCUUGUACUACUUGUUUUAUCAGCAUUCCCAGUUUUAAAGAACAAAAGGGUUCUAUAUAUAGUAUAUAUAUAUGAGAAAAGGAAAAAAUGACAAAAAAACUUGUUAAAAAAGUGCAACUGGACGCGGGCAGUGAGGAGGGUAUGGGUUGGGAAGGGUUGUUCAGAACGGCGCAAAACAUAUCACGAAGUGUUUAAAGAGGUUUUUUUCUGUUUUUUGUUUUUUUAAGCAACAUUGCGCAGCUGUUGUUGAAUGCAGCUUCAGCGCGUCUCUGACUGAAUGGCAAUCUAACGCCACACUGUGGAUGAAGCUGUGCCUGAUCUCCUCUUGGAUGCAAACCAGUCAGAUAGAUACACACGGAGAAGCAAAGCAAACAAAACAACAAAAAGAACAGGAAAAUUCCAGGAAGUAUCAUGGAAGCAAGCUGCCCAUUCAUACAUCCCCUUACAAACCGCACAUUUUCACAUAUUAAAGUAUGAAUUAAAAUGAAGAUUUUAGGUGCUUGAUAUGCCGAGUCAUUUGAACAAAAAUUUAGUUCAUAAACGCUUUUUGACUAUCAUAGAUGCCUAGAAAGAAACGGGGCUAAACAGGAAAAACAGGGGCAACUCGUUCUUCCCCUUCUAAUGCAUUCCCUCUUAACCUGCAAACAUUUACAGUAGAUUGUCAGUGUUAUAAAAAUCUGAACAUGUUUCUGUAUUUUUAUUAGUGUUUUAUGCUCAUAGCCAUGUUGACUUUGUUAACAAGUGUCAAAAUUGUACAAACUGCUAAUUUCUUUGUGUGAUCACAAAUACAAACACCUGGACAGUUGUACCCAAACAGCCCGUGUGUAUCUACUGGGAGGAAGAGAAUACCUAAGGAAUCAAUCAGUUAAUCAAUCAAUCAAUCAGUGAGUGACUCCAGAUGGACUGGGGUGUUUAAAAUUUGAAGGUAGAGGAAUUACAGAAGAAAAACAUGAAGGACGAAUCAUGCAGUAAUGAAAAAGUGUACUUCUAAAUGCGGCAGGAAAGAAAGACUUUUCUCGACAUCUUCAUUUGAGAUUGUUGUUUUGGGUUUGUAGUGCAGAUGCACAAGAGACGACAGAAAGAAAGAGCUCUAGCAAACAUCCCAAACCAGAGUCCAUUGUCAAAUGUUUGUCAGCGUGGGCAGAGCAAGCAGAGUUCAAAAAGGUGCCCAAGCCUUUGCCGUAAUCGAAGGAUUUCUGGACAGGUGGUUGAGAGGAUGGACAGAUGAUAGAAAUGCUGGAUGGAUGGAUGGCUGAUGAGAGGGAAGAGGAUCGGGCUGAGCACUGAAGUGAAUUCUAUUCCACGUUUAGCACAUUCCCUGAAUCACGAUGGCUCUACUUGAAAUGAGUUCUCCGGACAUCCCGAAGGCCUAGAGUAGAGUUUUGCAAGUCAUGUAAGGUUAAGGAGAAAAGAUUUAACAUCCUGAGGAGCUAGAGAUUGAGGGAGAGGAGAAGAAACAGAGAAUCUAGAGGUCUAAAUGAUGAUGCUAUGGGGGAACCAAGGGAACAAUCAUCAGGGUGAAAGGUGUAUAAUUUUCUUCUGGGGGCCAAGCAGCAGUUGUCAAAGCAUUCCUGUGUUGGAUUCAGUGGAUUCCUUCAUUUCCUGGUUUAAUAUUUGGCUGAUCAUAACCCUAAACCUCAACCUUAGACUUAUCCUCUGCUCUGAAUACCAACCUUGGGGGACUUUCUGAUUGACCUUUGCUGUCAGAUGUAGUUGAGGUGUCUGUUGUUGGGACCAUUGGCUGGUUCAAAUUUUAAUUGGCCUUGAAAUCUUUUGCUUGAUGAAGCUGCAGUGAUGUCUGGCAAGAUUUCAAACACUGUCUACUUGGUGCUGGUGCAAUGCAUUGCAUCACAGUAACCUCUGUAUACAGCUAUCUGCACAUAAAUGUAGAAUCUGUAGGCUACAGGAUAAGAUUUUGGUAAUGGAAGCAUUCUUCCGAUACCAGCUUCCGUCUAGUAGUACUGACGGGAUAUGUUUGAGCAGCCAGUAAACAGUCCAUGUGGAGAGACAGAACGUAUUGGCCAAAAGGCAGUUUCAGAACGCAUUGGGUGUCUUCUGACAACAAUUUAGCUUUAUGUAAGCUUUUUUUUUUAAUGUAUCUGUAUUCAUAUGCAGAUAUGUGUUUAUAGAGAUUAACUGAAAAGACCAGUACAUAGAAGAUGAAGUCUUGGCCAAGAAAUCUGCUUGCUCCAAAACAUCUCCCAAAAUAUUGGUCGUUGCCCCUAGAGGCUUAGUGUCGUCACACCGAUAGUCAAUGGCCGAUUAGCAUUAUAGAGACAAGAGACUUAAAUCUAAUCAGGAGUCUGCAGUCCCACUGGGUUCUCGUUAGUUAAGAGCACUAUCUGGACUAGUUGGGACAGGAAAACCAAAACAUCAGUAGUGGAGAGGAGUCAUAAUGUGACUGUUCCAAGGUACCUAGAUCAGCUAUACUUGCAGCUGAAUGAUGGCACAGUUGGUGUUUCUGUGCCAGAGGACCAAAUGUUAGCAGACUCUGGAUCAUAAAUUACAUGCCUCCCAGAUUAGGCUAGGUUUUAGGGUUUCAGACUGGCAGCACUCGCGGCCAGUCUUGGCCCCCAGAAUAUAACCAAUGUGUCAUUUGUCAUGAGUCUGGCAUGAGUCCACCAGCCUGACGAAGGGUUCAGACAUUUUGAUCAUCUUGGUUUGCUCAAUAUAAAUGUAAAUUCAAAACAUCUGAGGCAAGUCCAAUCCACAAGCCCAAGCACUAAUAUGUUACUUUAGAAUUUGACAGUGCUGCCUCUUGUUCUUUGACUUGCCAAGGUUUCUUGGGUAGAAGUUCAAUCGAAGGAUCAGGACAAGGUGGGGCUGAUAGUGACAAAAGUCAUGAGCGUGACCAGGUGAGAACUGGAACAAAUGAAUCAGGACCGGAUAGAUCAGAAAGAAAUCCUUAUUGCAUUGCUAUCCAUCAAGGUCUACUUUGUGGCAAUAGGUGAAAGUAAUUGGAAUAUCUGCAAGAACGUCCAUCGUUUUGUGGUGUCAAUCUGAAAGUCCCCUUUUGCCCUCACUCCAGUUUGAACCCUCCUCUGUCCAGGCCUAUGUUUAAUCCCCAGCCCUAGUUCUGUCUUCUCUGCUGACCCUAGCCUUAUGAGCCCUACACCAGAGCCCUAGCCCCUCUUCCCAGCCUCUUGUCCCACCUAAGCGGUCCCACAGAUGCAAUUUGAACAUUCACACUUCUACCAAUGUGCCUUUUUAGAGUUCAUAUCAUUCGAGUUGCCAGAGGAGGACAUUUACCUGGUCUUUUAAUAGGAUGCAAGCUUAGGGAAACCUGUUCUUAGUCGUUAGGUUCUAUGCAGUCAGGUUUUUUACCAGACCUGGGAAUUUAAAAAAAGCUAAAAAGGAAAAAAAAGUAUUUUUUGGAUAAAAAAAAAAAAAAAAGAAACUGUAUUUAAUGUACUGUACGCUUAUAUGUAAGUAGACAACGUGUUCUGGCUUUGAGCCACUGAGACAGACGCUUGAUUUAGCAAAACAAGCCCCCAUCCCAGUCCUCCCUCCCCAAGUUCUCCAUAACCCCCAACCCAUCCUGUUUCAAGCCCCAGCCCUGUUACCAUGGUGAACAAUGCGUCUCUUCUUGUAUUAUAGCUUAUCAGCUUUUUAUCAAUAUUUGAUCGGCUUGUCCGUAAGCCAAUGUAGUCUUCAGUACAAAGUGUGUGGUUGUAUGUUGUAAAACAGAUUUGCUUUUUUUUCUCUCUCUCUCUCUCUUUUUUAAGAAGAAUCUUUUCGCUUAUUACUUUUUCUUUGUCUGUUCUGGUUUACAUGUCUAUUAUAGAAAAUGUAAAAAAAAACAAAAACAAAACAAAAACAAAAAACAACACAAUUCGUUAGCCGACAGCAUUGUUCUCUGUCGGUGGUCAUUUUGACGCGGUUAAAAUCCUACCCAAUCAACAGGAAGGCACGGAAACUGGAAAAGAAUCUAUUUGAAUAAAUCAAUCUAUAUAUAAAUGUACAAAAAAGUAUAUACGAUAUAUAAGGAGGGUGCCAUUUUCUGUUAUUUUUUUAUUUUCUGUUGCAAAGGAGUGUUUGCUUGGGGAGGAAUUAUUUUCUCAAAGACUGAACUGGCAGAAGUUGGCAAGGCCCCUCAGUGUUAUAACUUUUCAACUGACUUUGUUGUGUUCUCUGUUGUUGCUAUGACAACACCCUCUGACUAGUAUGGCACCCCGCGCAGGACAAAAUGGGACUGGAGUUCCAGCAGCUCCAUUCACUGCUAUCUAUCCAAGGCAACAACACACAGACGUUUGUAAAUUGUAUGCAACAAAAUGGCAAACUUUACCAUUAUUUUGAAAUUGUGUAUGUAAAAGUUAUAUUUUUACAUGUAGACUGUUGUUAUUUUGUGUUUUAGAAAUAUGUUGUAUCGGUUUUUUUGUUAAAAUAUGAAAAAGUAAAAUUCAGUGUGUGUUGAAAAAAUGUGUCACAUUGAAAAUGUAGUGAGGUCAAAAGUUCAGAAUCAUUUUUUCUUUUUUAAUUUUUCAACAUUAUGUUUAUAUCUGUGGGGGAACAUUUUUGAGGGUUUGUGGGAGGAAUCAGAAAUCAUAAAAGAUAUAUGAUAUUUGUUUAAUUCUCCAUGCCUCAUGACAUUACCAUUUUUAAUUGUAUUUUUUGCAGAGAAAUGUGUAAAUAGUCAUAAAACAUUUUCUGUGGGGUUUCUGUGGGGUGAGGACUUGCCAGUGAGAGGCGACGAUGAUGAUGAACUUGUUUUGUUUUUUAGUGAGGUCGUAUUCGUCCAGUUACAGUAGCCAGGUGCCAACUUUUGGUUUCGGUCAGUGGUGGUCAGUACUGUUUGUGGUUUUGGUUGCUGACCAUCUGAAGUGUAAGUCAAAUUGUUGUCUUUGCUUCCACAUAAAAAAAUCACUCGUGUCAGAGUCGGCAUUGGGCUUUUUUUUUGUUUGUUUGUUUUUUUGUUUUUGUGAAGAAUUUAUUUUGACUUUCAAGGAGGAAAAACAAGCUUUUACAACUGCCUGUUGUGAUAAUUGCUAUUCUUAGGGAAAGUGCAAAUGCAAAUUUAUAAAGAUGCAGAAUAUUGUAACCUUAAAAAUUCUUGAUUUCAUUAUGUUCACGCAUUUCCAAAUUCAAAAUUUAUAAUAAAGACAAUUUGGUUAUAACAUAACACACACCUUUUUCCAAAAAAAAAAAAAAUUUCAAAAAUUUUCUGUUUACUUACAUAAAUUAUGUCAGAAAUUUAACCAAGAUACCCGAAGAGAGUUCACAGAUUUAAUUCAUUUUGGUUCUACCUGGUGGCUUUGGGCUGGCUCUGACUCCUGUGCAUUUAUUUUCUUCAAAAUGGGUUGUAAAUGUUGAUUAUAUGAAACACCCUCAGCACCUGAUUCCAGAUUAAUAUAUGAAAAUUUUGUAAAAGAUUGGAGUGUCACUAAUAUAAAAAAAAGCAGGUCGUCAGCAAACAAUCUUAUCAGCUAUUUCCCCAAAAAGAUAUCAGAUUGAUUGUGUGCAAGGCAGUUUCAGUCAUUUGUUUUUUAGUGUUUGCCAUUAAAAUUGAGCUUUUUGUCAAAAGGAACAGCUGCUUUGAAUCGGACCUAGGUGAAACACUAGGAUUGAAUCUGUCAGUGUAAGUGCUAAAUGUAUUUUUUACGUAAUGUUACUUUUGCUAUGCUUCAUUUCAUAUUUUCUCUUUGUUGUAUAAUCAAGUCAUCUCCCGAAUUACAGUAUCUUCAUUUUUAUGUUACCCCUGAUGUUUCUAUUAGCCAAAAUGUUAACUUUUUCUUUUCCCUCCUUGUUGUACAUACACACCUCAUUUCUCUUUUUCAGUGACUGUGCCAUGAGCUUUGUAAUCUGUUACUCUGUACCAGUUUUACUGCAAUAAUGAGUUGAAUUCAAAAUGGCCA